Messenger RNA from Macadamia integrifolia, 2144 nucleotides. RefSeq names its product transcription factor MYB3R-3-like. The record is from RefSeq and is a predicted model, not a curated record. Gene Ontology annotation, molecular function: DNA-binding transcription factor activity, RNA polymerase II-specific; RNA polymerase II cis-regulatory region sequence-specific DNA binding. Gene Ontology annotation, cellular component: nucleus. NCBI's taxonomy places the organism in Eukaryota, Viridiplantae, Streptophyta, Magnoliopsida, Proteales, Proteaceae. The transcript is spliced from 8 exons. The coding region runs from base 189 to 1868 and encodes 559 amino acids. Gene Ontology annotation, biological process: regulation of DNA-templated transcription.
UUUGUUUAUUGCUGUUCGACCUGUCUUGCUUUCAACGGGCGAGGUUUUUUGAAACAAAGAAAAGCUUUUCAGAGUUUUCCUUAGCCCCAAGGGUUCGCACCCUCGAAUCUCAGACGACCUCCGACUUGAUUCCCGCCAUUUCUCUGCAGCAAGAGGAUGCUGCGUUUUGGAGACAAUAGUAAAAGGAUAUGGCUGAGUUGAAAAGCGAGCAGUGUUGUCUUGAGAACAAACAGUCUGCUGCUGCUUCCAGCUCAUCUAUUUCUGAUAGCAGUUAUAGCACUUUGAAGUCCCCUGGGAAUUGCAGCCCUGAUACAGCAUCACCAUCUCAUCGGAGGACUACUGGCCCUAUAAGGAGAGCAAAAGGUGGUUGGACUCCACAGGAGGAUGAAACAUUGAGAAAGGCUGUUCAAGCUUUCAGGGGAAAAUGCUGGAAGAGAAUAGCUGCAUUUUUCCCUGAUAGGUCAGAAGUGCAGUGUCUGCAUCGAUGGCAAAAGGUCCUUAAUCCAGAGCUUGUUAAAGGUCCAUGGACACAGGAGGAAGAUGAUAGUAUCAUUGAACUAGUGGCAAAGUAUGGGCCAACAAAAUGGUCUGUUAUAGCAAAAUCUUUGCCAGGUCGGAUAGGGAAACAAUGCCGGGAGAGAUGGCACAAUCAUUUAAAUCCGAUGAUAAGAAAAGAUGCUUGGACCUUGGAGGAGGAACUCGCACUUAUGAAUGCUCACCGGACACAUGGGAAUAAAUGGGCUGAAAUAGCUAAAGUCUUACCUGGAAGGACUGAUAACUCCAUAAAGAAUCAUUGGAACAGUUCCUUAAAGAAGAAGCUAGAUUUUUAUUUGGCCACUGGAGAACUCCCACCAGUUCCUAAAACUGGACUGCAAAACGGUACCAAAGAUGUAUCAAAACCAGCAGUUAAAGGGAAGUCCUUUGUUUCUUCCAGUAAAGGAGUGGACUUAAUUGCUCAAGUUUCCUCAGGAGUUGCAGAGUUGUGUAAAUUGGAUGAAGGCUCCAAGGAUCAGUUGGAAUCACCAAGCCCACCAGUCCUAGACACAGAUGCUUCAGCAUGUUUACCUUCGUAUAGGCAUACUAAUUCUGAUGAUGCUGAAUGUGAUCCACUAGCAUCAAAAUUGGAUAAUAGCUGUAGUCAAUCUGAUUCAACACCCAAGGGUGACAGCAAUGAUGAAAUUGACCGAGACAACGAGGUUGCUGGAACACUGUCACAGUGUGGUGUUCCAACUUUUGGUUCCUUGUACUAUGAGCCACCACAUCUAGAAAACUGUGGUAUUCCUUUGGAUUCUGAUUUCUCUAACACGUAUUACUCCAUGUACCAGUCAUAUAACUCUAGCCCCACUAUGUCACCUAUCAGUUUCUUCACUCCACCUUGUGUGAAGAGUUCUUUUUCAGGCGGACAAAGCCCAGAAUCCAUACUGAAGAAUGCUGCUAAGAGCUUCCCAAACACUCCCUCUAUCUUAAGGAGGAGAAAGAGGGAAGCACAUGUUGCACCAUCCCCUGAGAAAAUUGUGGAAACAGAUGAAAUAAAGGCCAAGGAUAGAUUAAGUGCACCAGAAGAAAAAGAAAGUACCAGAAACAGUCUGAAAUGGACAAGAUCUAUAAGUGGAAAUUUGUGUGAGAGUCCUUCAUGUCAUGGUGAUGGCAGUGUUGGACAGUACUAUGAGAAGGCUUUUAAUGCUUCUCCUCCUUAUCGUUUGAGAUCAAAACGUACUGCAGUAUUCAAGUCUGUGGAAAAACAACUUGAGUUCACUUUAAAUGAAGAGAAGUUUGAAGGUGAUACUAAAUCUGGGAAUCUGGCUAUUAAAGGGACUCCUUAUGCUACUGAGGACUGUUUACAUGCAACAAAGAUGGGGGUCACCUAGUAACAUAAAGUGUAAGGUUAUUCUGGAACUAGGUAAUUCUUUUUAGUGCAUUGAUGAACUCUUGGUGCACAAUCCUUCCAUGUAAUGUUUGUUAAUGUUACCUCUUUUGCAUUUUCUUUCUCCUUGUAAUCAAGUCAGAAGUAAAUUCAAGAUCUUGGUGACUUGGACCACGACCUGAUUGUAACAUGCCAUAAAAGUAAAUUGACUGCAGCCAUGCUUAUGGUGUUCACAAUUUGCUCUUUGUUUUAUAUAUAAUCUUUUUGAGUUUGUUUACCC